Molecule: messenger RNA, 237 nt
Organism: Penicillium daleae
Lineage: Eukaryota; Fungi; Ascomycota; Eurotiomycetes; Eurotiales; Aspergillaceae
Exons: 4
Coding region: 1-237 (78 amino acids)
Biological process (GO): chromosome segregation; mitotic cell cycle; kinetochore assembly
Cellular component (GO): kinetochore; nucleoplasm
Molecular function (GO): protein heterodimerization activity
Source: RefSeq, a predicted model, not a curated record
AUGGUAGCAACGCAGAAGCUCUAUCCCCGCGGCACUGUUAAGCGCAUCGUCAAAGCUCAUUCGAAUCGCAAUGUCAGCAAGAACGCUGAUAUCCUGGUAUUCCUAGACUACAUGCUAUUCAUGCAAGAAUUGAUGCGCGAGGCUUCGAUCCGAUCACGCAAGUCCGGCGAGAAGAAUAUAUCUGCAAACUCCAUCCGCAAGGUCACCGAGAAAACCCUGCGCAAAUUCCAAGGAUGA